This is a messenger RNA of Staurois parvus, 413 nucleotides long. The record is from the annotation of a GenBank genome assembly. Lineage: Eukaryota; Metazoa; Chordata; Amphibia; Anura; Ranidae.
GCAAGCGUAGUCAGGCAGGCCGGGUCAAUAACAAUUGGGCAGGUAGGUACAGGGGGUCAGGCAGAGAAUGGUCAGGGUCACAAGCCAGGGAUUAAACAGGAGAAGUCAGCAGAGGUCCGGAUCAGGCAGGGUCAGCAACAAAUCAGUCGAACAGGAACAGGAACAGGAAUGCUGGUAACAAGAUACAGGGGCCCAUGGAAAAAAACACACCAAGGCACAGACUGCAGGUCUGGCCAUCCCUUAAAUACACCUGCAAUCAGCCUCAGGUGUUUUGGCUGACUGCAGGGUUGAGUCUCUGAUUGCUGAGAGCACCCGCUGGCCAGCCCUGGUACUGCAGCCCACAAGGCAGGUGAGUCCCACCAUUAUUGGCAAGUCCAUUCCUGAUAGAGAGUGAGCAGUCUGUUGACUGGUGA